GAAGAAUUGCUGUCUGCCUAAGUCUAACUCUGGGUAGGUCUGCCCAUCUCCCAUCCGAUAGCCAUCUCUACCGCAAGCUACGCCUCUCCAAUCAAGUCCCAGUCCUCCGUCGCACCAUGUCCGUUUUCAACGCCUCUCGCCUCCUCGGCAAGACUGUCCUCAUCACAGGUGCAAGCUCUGGUAUCGGAGCUGCAACCGCCAUCCUCUUUGCUAAGGGAGGUGCUAACCUCAUUCUCACUGCGCGUCGCGCAGACGUUCUCAAGACCGUCGCCGAUGCUUGCACCUCGGCUCACAAAGAGUCAGGAGUCCAGCAAGGCGGUAGAAUUGCCACCAUCCAGUUAGACGUAUCCGACAAGACGCAAAUAGGCGCCUUUCUCGACAAGAUUCCCUCAGAUCUCCGCAAUGUCGAUGUCCUCGUGAAUAACGCUGGGUUUGUCCUCGGUGUUGAGCGCGUGGGCGACAUCGCCGCUGCUGACUAUGAAUCGAUGUUUGCCACGAACGUAUUCGGCCUCAUCGCUAUGACACAACUCUUCAUCAAAGACUUCAAGACUAGAAAGACUGGGCACGUCAUCAACAUCGGAUCCAUUGCCGGCCGCGAGCCCUACGCUGGAGGUAGCAUCUACUGUGCCACAAAACACGCCGUUAAUGCAUUCACGGCGGCCAUGAUGAGAGAACUCGUCGAUACGCCCAUCAGGGUCACCGAGAUCCAGCCAGGCAUGGUGGAGACAGAAUUCUCUGUUAUUCGUUUCCGUGGUGAUAAGUCAGCAGCCGAUAAGGUCUAUGAUGGACUUCAGCCUUUGGUUGCGGAAGACAUCGCCGAGGAAAUCGUCUGGGCUGCUUCUCGCCCACCCCACGUCAAUCUUGCCGAAGUUUUCGUUCUGCCAGUGAACCAAGCAUCGGCGACUAUCAAUUUCAGAGGAAACCGCCUGUGAAUGGAUCAGCCUAAAUUCAUGUAUUAUAGAUCAGUACUGCAAUACACUACAUGUACGAAAUAGAUGCCAAAUCUGUGCGAGGAAAGCUUCGAAAGCAAAUAAUACAAUAGAUAGUCC
This is a messenger RNA of Coniophora puteana RWD-64-598 SS2, 1049 nucleotides long. RefSeq names its product NAD(P)-binding protein. The transcript is spliced from 7 exons. NCBI's taxonomy places the organism in Eukaryota, Fungi, Basidiomycota, Agaricomycetes, Boletales, Coniophoraceae. Gene Ontology annotation, cellular component: cytosol. The coding region runs from base 117 to 932 and encodes 271 amino acids. Gene Ontology annotation, molecular function: oxidoreductase activity. The record is from RefSeq and is a predicted model, not a curated record.